Molecule: messenger RNA, 3051 nt
Organism: Phytomonas sp. EM1
Lineage: Eukaryota; Euglenozoa; Kinetoplastea; Trypanosomatida; Trypanosomatidae
Source: the annotation of a GenBank genome assembly
AUGGAUGAAUUUUCCGAUCACUUUAAGUCAGCGUUCAAGGGCACUGUUCGCGGCGUCAAGAAAGGUUACCGACUUACGAAGAAGGCUUUAAAGGAUAUCCCCGUUGAUUCACUAAAACCUGGCAAUAAACAUAGAAAGAGGUCUAACAGCAACGUCCGGCACCUCCAUGACCACAAGCAGAAUGUGGGGGUCCAUCAGGAAAGCGACGAACAUGUGGAGGAUAGCGAAGGUAUCGAGAUGGAAUCCCUUGAUGGGGAGCCGCUAACGGACGAGCAGGUGCAGUUGCAGGUGGAUCGCAAGUUUUUCGACAGAACCUACGACGCCGUGAUGUACGAGCUGACGCACAUGACGCCCUCCUACACCGACAUUGACGAGGAAAUCCUGAACGAGAAGGAGGCGAUGAAUUCUCGUAUCUUAGAUUUGCGGCAAAAAUGCAAGAUUGUGAGCACGACGCUCGAGAAGCGCGUGCUCGCGCAUUAUGCCGAGUUUGUUCAAGGUAUUGAGGAUAUUCGUAUGGUUAAUGACUCGCUUUUGCAGACCUCUAGCGAUUGCAAAAAAGCUCGGGUGGCGAUUCGAAAGUCCAAGGCGAUUGCCGCCUCUCAGGUUGCCCUGCUCGGUCUCAACCGCACAAGGACGAACGUUGCCGAUACGAUGGUUCUCCUAGAGGUAAUGAAGCGGAUUGUGUGGAGGCGUAGCGAGUUCGCGGUGCUCGUUUCGAGCGGAAAGCUAAGCGAUGCGAUGAAGUUGCUUAAGGAAGAGGGAUCUACGGAUAUCGAGAAUCGCCUUACACGCGUUCACUCCAUACGGAUACUGAUCGAGAAGUGGCAUGCCUUACAGAACGACCCCAGGCUUGUCGAGCAGUGCGUCGAGGCCGUCUUGACGGAUUGUCUAACGCACCGGUUUGUGGAAUCGACCUAUUGCAGUCUGGUGGAGUCCUCUACGGUGGUGGGAACUCCCCAGGAGCUGGGGAAUCAAGUCGGGCAGCUGCUCUGGUGCGUCGCGGCGCAAAUCCUCACCAGAUCCUUACUUGAGAUCUCUCAGCGCAAGGACGAGUCGGCCCCGAUCGCCAGUCUCGCGGAGGAAAUUCAACCCAAGCAUCUCUUGUUGUGUAUUUGCCAGAUGGCGGCUAGGUUAGUGGACUUCUUCUCCAUCUACACCACGAUUCUUCGAAUUCACGGCGAGGAGAGCCGCCGGCGGGAUUCGGCGUUCGCCGACGCCCACGCGCACCUCUUGCACUGCGUUGACGGGAUCGGCCGCCGCAUCGGCAACGACCUUCUGCAGAAGCUCACGCUCGUGAUCACUCACGCGAAGGUCGAUCAGCUCGACCUCACCCGCGGGUUGCAUCUUUUCGUUGUCGUCGACAUGCUCGUCGAGGCGGUGAAGGGGGCUGGGGCGGAUGGCGCGGAGUUGGCGUCCGCCCGCACGCAGCUACGCGCGAGGCUCGAGAGCUUUGUCGCCACACAAUUUCAGCUCCCCAAGGCGGCAGCGGUGCUUUGGGGGAUGAUGGAGGAUAGCUGGACGAUGUCGGAUCUUUCCGCCCUCUCGCUGCGCGUCGUGCGGCCGAUUACCUCGAAAGCCUACCACACGUGCAUGAAGACGGUGCGGGCGUACGUGGAGGGCGCGAAGGAGCGCGGGGCGCGGGCGGCCACGCAUGAGAAUCCGUUCUACGCCGCUGAGGUGAUCGAUCCCCAGGAUUUGGAUCGAUUUCUCCAGACGGAAACGUUUGGGCAGUACUGGACGAGGGUGAAGAACAGCCUCGACUCGGGAAGUCCGCGCAGCCUGAGCGAUACCGCGACCUCGCCCCGGGAUGCCACACCUGAGGAGGAGGACUCUUUUGCGGAGACUCAGGAUUCCACCGUGGUGAUGGCUACAGGGUGUCUUGAGGAUGUGCUUAAGGGCACCUUAGCCGCCAAUGCAUCCAUCCCGCCUACGGUUUUGACGUCGAGCGCGAUUAGUUUGUGCAACACGCUGACGGAAUACGCGGCACGUGUGGUGGUUCGAUACUCACCUCUAGCUGCUAAUAUGAUCAAUUGGACAAGCGAUUUGGUGAGCCUCUACAUCUACACCAUCGCGGAUAACUUCGUCUCGAUCUCGAAAAGCGUUCCUAUUGAGCGGCAAAGCGACUUCUCGCAGAGAGUGCAGGACAUUCUGGCUGAGAUGCACGUCUCCAGUGAAAGGUCCGUUGGGGCUGUCAACGGGUGCUUUAGCUUUCCCGAGCAGCUCGCUAAUGAUGUGCCGCAUGACGGCAACUCGUUGGUUCGUUUCCCACCUAGGAUAUGGGAUCGCAUACGCCAGGAGUACGCGAGUGGGGCACAUCAUUACGCCUUGGUGAAUCGUGUGGUGGCGUGCGAAUCUUGCAUCGCGCUCGUGUUUCAGCAGGAGGCUUUGGUGUGUUCGUUCGCGCAGCUCCUGCCUGGGCCCGUCGCCGAGGAGCACUUCCGUCGCAUCAAGGACUUCUAUGGGGUUGCUACGGAGCUGUUGCAUAUGUGCAUCUACCGUGUCUGCCAGGCGAUAUACCCAAUGGAGUCUGUUUGUGCCGAGAUCUCAAAGCUACGGCCGAAAAAGGAUGAGAUACAGGUGAGCAGCUACGUGAAGGAUAUCAUAGCAGGCAUGAAUGCUUUAAAUGAGCGGCGCCCUGCGAUGCCAACCCCUGUGCUGGAUACGUGCUUUUUGAAGCGUUUUAUUUUUACUGUCCAGGCUACACUCGUGCGGGAGUACAGCAAACUUUCGAAGAGAAAGCUGAACGACAUGGCCGUCAUGCAGAUUCAGAUUGAUGCGCAGAACUUCCAGCAGCUGGUCGCUACAACCUUCGGGCGCCAUAAUGUUGUGAUGCCGGACUACAUUGUGAAUCUCAUCAAGACUGGAUUUUAUAUGGAUAAUCGUGAGAAACGGUUGGGAUGGCUACCUCCCAACCAUGCCGUAUACUUUGCAACGGACUUGGUAAACUGGCUUAGUGGAGGAGAUCGUGCUUUCAAACAGAUGCUAGAGGAUAUACUGAAAAAUGAUCUGAAUCACCACGACACGCUUCCAAUGGAUCCGUUUCUCCACUAA